Molecule: messenger RNA, 5553 nt
Organism: Meleagris gallopavo (turkey)
Lineage: Eukaryota; Metazoa; Chordata; Aves; Galliformes; Phasianidae
Source: RefSeq, a predicted model, not a curated record
GGUGGCCUUGCCUGUGACAGGGGAGUUGGAACGUGAUGAUUCUUGGGGUCCGUUCCAACCUAAACCAUUCUAUGAUUCUAUCUAUAAUAACAUGAAGUGAAAAGGGAGUACGUGCCACAGUUGCUAUAUUAAAUUAAAUACUAGAAUUACACUUCAGUAUAUGCAAGUUAAAAUGUUGUUUCCCAAGACUUCUCCCUUUUCUUUUCAACACAGUGGGACUCUGCAGCGUCAGCCAGAUUAGAUUUUGAUUGCCAGCUUUUCAAAAAGGCUAUGCUGGUGGAAGACCAAGGCUGGAGAAGUUGUUGAGAAGUGGAAAUCUCCACUGGAGUCAUAAAGGAAAAACCACUGGCAGUAAGAAAAUAGUACAAGAAGAAAUGCUGGAGCAGCCUAAGCAAGCAGAUCGUGAGGCAAGUGAAAGGAAGUUGCUGUGUUCAACAAGUGGGUUUCCAGAAUUAAACUUGUUACCAUUUUAGAUACAGUUCUUUCUGCUUAUUGAUAUAGUGUAAUUAGCAGCCUGUUUAAUUAAGACAGCUAUUAAAAGAGCAGACCCUUCGUCCUUUACUAGUUUUAUUCUGAAACAGCCACAGAGCAACACGCAGCUGUGUGUCACAUUAAGAAGUCAUCCGAUGUAUUGCUGUAUAAAUUGCUUGUGAAUUAUAUAUGAGAAAAAAAUCAUUCUCAAGAAAUAUUAGACGAGGUCUUACUUGUGUCUACAAGCCUAACUAAUGAAACAUUUUUUUCCUACAUCAUAGUCAAUUUUAAGAUUCAAAUCAUUACCAUAGUAGCCUCUAGCUAGACUGAAAGUCAUUCGGGAUAAUGUGGUUUCAGGAAGGCAUUCACUGUUUAUUCACACCAUUUUCCACUGCUAUCUGACACGUAAUGCGAGAUAUUAGAAUAACAAAAAAGUAUUGUGACUUAUAUGGUUAAGAGGAAAUUGAGUCUGGUGACAUUGACUGUGCACAUGUAAAGGAUGUAGAAAGUGCCCUAGGAGCAAAUAUCACUGUGUUGAGUAAAGGGAACUCCGUGCUAGCUGAAAAUCUCUCUUAUUUAUCAGAAGGGGGGGAGGAGGAAAACAAAAUUUGAUUGUUGAUUUUAUUAUGAUCAGUAUUAUUUAAGAUGACACGUAUAUGUCAGAGACCCAUGAACUUUGAGUGCGGAAAGAUCUGAUGCCACGAAUUGUAUAUUUUUGUGUUGUUAUAAUAUGGUAGUGGAUUGAGACAGCUUGGGCAAGGACUGUGAAUGUUGUAACAAUACCUUCUCAAUAAAAAAAAAAAAGUAAUAUAUAUAUAUAUUUUGUAUUAGUUACUUGUGAAGGUGCCAGUAAUGCAGAACCAGCUGUUGUGGAUGUUGCAGUGUUUCUAUUCUAUUCACAGCAUUCAAGGGGAGAUCUUUUAGAAAUUAGCCCAUUGCUUAUCCCAUCAAAAACUGUGUUUUUAUGAAAAGGCAUUUUGUACAGAUGACCAUAAACCAAGCAUGGCUCAGUAUGCCACAUUCUGUAACUCUGCAGAGUUACACAUCGACAAGAGUUGACAGGGAAACGCUCAUUGUUAAAAGCCAUCCAGUGUUAGCAGAAAUGUGGCACGAAGCAGGUUGAAUGUGUGAUAGCUGAUGGAGCUUUGAAUGUACCCUAUUCAAAUGUGAGAUUCGUAUAGUAAAGCAAUUUGAUGUUUUUUGGGCUGGAGUUUGUUUUGUUUUGCGUUGUGCUUAGCGCAGGCUGGACAAAUCUAGCGCAAUGGUCAUUUCCUGCUGAGUCAGAAUGCAGCAACGCUGUUGGAAUGUGAAUGCAGUGCAGUGGUCCAUGGGAGAUGGUUGUUUUCUGGUCUAUGCUGAAGAAGUGGCUGCAGUUUGGGAAAGCUAGAAUGAUCAAAGAACUUCUACGAGAAGGUGGAAGGAAAGUAUUUUGAUACAUUUUAAAAACCCUACUUUCAAAGCAAGGUUUUUUCCUCUAGCUACUUUGCUGUAUUUUUUUUCCUGAGUGAAUUGCUAACAUUUGUGAAUAUGUGGAUGCUAGACGAGAUAAUGCUUCAGAGCAUUUUAGUAUGUUAUAUUGAAAGAGGCUUCAAAUCAACAACAAAUCUGUUAAGAUAACUCUGCAUUACCUAACAGAAGUUAUUUUAAUAAAUGGGAUUUACCCAAUAUAUUUUUCUAAACAGAAAUCUUAGCGUGUGAAUAUUUCCAUCCAAACCAGAGGAGUUGGAUUACUUUUUCAAAAGAAUUGACUGUAAGGUCUCUCAGCUGUAUUGCUGCUCUACUGAUUUUGUUUCUCUCCCUUCCACCAGUUGUUUCCUGUGUGGAGGAGAACAGGCAAUUCCUGUGCUCCCUACAAGUGAAUCUUUGCAAGAACUUCUUUUUCUUGGAAAAUGGGCACCUGGCUUGAAGGAGAUGCAGUAGAGAGUCCCUAGCAGAAGCUCAAAAUGGAUGACUUCUACUGAUGCUUUUUGACAAUUUCAUCUCCUCUUUUCCUGUCUGAGAUGGCUGAUACGAGCAUCAGGAAAAAUUUCUAAAAUAAGCCUGACGACGUCGCUUUCCCUUAACUCCUCUUUUCACAAAGCUGCAAACCAGCAGACAAAAUGAGCAGUCCACUACAAGAGGAGUCUGCAGAGCCCCAGAGCUCAGAUGAGCUUGAGUGCAAGAUCUGUUACAAUCGCUACAACCUGCGACAGAGAAAACCAAAAGUGCUGGAGUGUUGUCACCGAGUAUGUGCCAAAUGCCUCUGCAAGAUCAUAGACUUUGGUGAUUCUCCUCAAGGAGUCAUAGUUUGCCCAUUUUGCAGGUUUGAAACAUGCCUGCCAGACGAUGAGGUUAGUAGUCUUCCCGAUGACAAUAACAUCCUUCUGAAUUUAGCCUGUGGGGGAAAGGGAAAGAAGUGCCUACCAGACAACCCAACGGAACUGCUGCUGACUCCCAAAAGGUUGGCGUCUCUGGUUAGCCCUUCUCACACCUCUUCGAAUUGCCUGGUUAUAACAAUCAUGGAAGUACAAAGAGAGAGUCCCCAGACUCUGAACUCGACACCCGUGGUGGAAUUUUACAGGCCUACGAGUUUUGACUCUGUUGCAACUGUGUCCCACAACUGGACAGUGUGGAACUGCACAUCUUUGCUCUUCCAGACCUCAAUUCGGGUGCUAGUUUGGUUGCUAGGGUUGCUGUACUUCAGUUCCUUGCCUUUAGGGAUUUACUUACUGGUAUCUAAGAAAGUCACCCUUGGGGUUGUCUUUGUAAGCCUUGUUCCCUCGAGCCUUGUUAUUCUCAUGGUUUAUGGCUUUUGCCAGUGUGUUUGCCAUGAAUUUCUAGACUGCGUGUCUUCUUGACAACAAAUGCAGUGAAAUAAGGUACAUUGCCACAUGUGUAGCAUCGUUGAUUUAGCCUGUCUUUAUAUUCUUAUUUAUUUUUAUUGUUGACCAUCCCACUGAGUGAAAGCAGUGACCCAUGUUAUACGGUUCUUUUUACAAUUUGAUUAUUUAUUGUUUCAUCUUUAUUUUCUUUUCCUUUUAGCUAAAUAAUGACAUAAAAUUUCCGUGUUCAUUUUAAAGGGCUGGGUUGUAGAAAGGGGUAAUGGAAAAUUGCCAAACUUGGUGUCUGCUGCUGUUAUUCAAAUAAGUAGCCCCUUGCUUUUUGUUGGCUAGGUCGUGCAAUAUGAGGGUGCAGGAUCUGCCUUAGGAGAAGUUAGUAUAACAGGCACCUUCCAGUUCAAUGUGUAGCAUCUUUUAAUGCAGAGAAUCUCGUGCUCUGGGAUAUCUGUUAUUUCUGGUAGCAAAUGAAAUCAUUUAGUUAAUAAGAAGAAUAAGGCAAGCUAACAUUUGCUCUUUCCAGUUCUUGUUACAGUAAAAAUAUUUGUGGGGUGCCCAGUGGUCACAGAUUUUUGGUGUUCUACAGCAUGAGGAGCCUUUUCCUCAUGCUAACAACGCAUCUCCAAAACACUUUCCCCAUGCAGAAGCCCACUUUGCUUGUCCAAUAGUUGCAGCUUCAUCUCCUGCAAUGGAUUACUUCCAUUAGCCACGUUUGUUCUCAUCUAGGCGCACUAAAUAAGCGUGUGUAAUUCUUAGCUUCCUUUGAGAGUUCAGAGAUCUGCUAACUUCACUGGCUGUGUUCCAUAACGUUUACCUUCACUCCGAGAGUUUCCACCACCACACCACAUUUCCAACCUUUCAGUUCUUGUAACAAAAGCACGCCUACAUUUAGGUAGCUACACUGGGAAAUUUCCCCUAUGUGACUUUAGCUAUAAUGAUAGAUCUUUUUGCCUGAUCGUGAGGACGUGGACUUUCACUGCCUAACACAUGUUUCAGAAAAAUUCUGAAAUGAUUAAUGCCUGGGGGGUUUUCUGCUUUUUUGAGUGUUUUUUUGUGUUUUUGUUUGUUUGUUUUCCGAUUCCACAGGAUAAGCACUGUGAUAAGUUCCUAUUAUUCUGGGAAGGAUUCUGUUUUGUGCAUAGUCCUUCAAAAUAUUUAAUACUCUGAACUCCCUCUGUCACCAUUGUGAGUUGAUGGCACCCCAGCUGUGGCAAUUAGUGCAACUUGACUAUGUUGAAUUCAGAGGAAUUAGUGGCGUUUUACUAUUCCAUAAAUACAGUCAGGCCCUCUGAGGUUUGCUUGUACGUCGUGUGAUUGAGGCUAAAUUUUCAACUACUGGAAGAGCACAAAAAUAAGAAAUGUUUAAUAUUUGUGUUUAGAACUAAGUCUGGUCCACGCCACAGCUGCAACCUGGUUUUCCUUUGCACAGCGGAGUAAAAUAUGAGAAGCAGCAGAUGAUCAGUGUAAGCACAGCUUUUGGAUCAGGCACGAAAUGGAGUAACGUCAAGGCGCAGUGUAAGGGGAAGGUGGGUUGGUUGCAGGAAGGCUGACUACAUGGCCUAACAAUAUGUUCUUAGAACAAAAUGACUUUGGUAAGAGUGAAAAAUGUUGAGAGGGGGGAAAAGGAGAGCUUAAGUGGUGGUUGUGUCUAUCAAGAGGAUCUGAAGUCAAAUCAGUCCAAUUUUUGUAGCUCGUACAGAUAAUAUCUAUGGUUUCAUUCCUAUUGAAAUCGUAGGAGAAAUGUGAAAUGUGAAGGUCCCGCUUUUCUUGACACUCAAGUUUAUAAUAGUGCAUAUAUGUGUGUGUAUGUAUAUAUAGACACAUAUGUAAGAAGAAAACCUAUAGCAAAAUUAUAGUUUUCAAGUGUGUGGAGUUGCAGAGCUUUGUAUUGAAUGAUUAAAGGAAAUGUUUCAAACUUCUCUGUAAUCACUGGAUAACAAUUAGAACUCAAACAUUUUCAGAAUUCCUAGAAAUGACUAUUCCUAAGUAAUUGUUUUGAUGUUUGUGGUAAAGCAUAUAGAGUUAGAAGAGCUGUAUUCCCCAAUCCCCAUAUACUGCAAGGUCUGACUCAUCUAUGAAUUCAUAAAUUUUCAAUCUCCAACAAUAAUCAUGUCAAAAAAGCAAGAAAGAUAGAAAUCUAUGUGGUUUAAUGGUACUUCAUAACUUUGGGAGAAGAUGUAUUUGUGUGUUAGGGAUUUAUGUGAUUUAGGGUAUGUUCAAUUUGUCUGAAUAUAAUAUCUUCAAUAAAGGGCUGGCUAAUACAGGA